Molecule: messenger RNA, 507 nt
Organism: Penicillium roqueforti
Lineage: Eukaryota; Fungi; Ascomycota; Eurotiomycetes; Eurotiales; Aspergillaceae
Exons: 1
Coding region: 1-507 (168 amino acids)
Source: RefSeq, a predicted model, not a curated record
AUGAAGUACAUCAGCAUCGCUGCUAUGGGCAUGAUGGGCUGCGCCCUCGCCCUUCCCCAGGGUCCUUCUCCUUUCGGCACCCUGCCCCAGGGUGCCCCGCCUUUCGCUGGCGCCCCCAGUGAUGCGCCCAUCCCCAGCGAAACUGCCACCGGCACUCCUACCGGCAUUCCCUCUGGCCUGCCCUUUGACAAGCGCCAGUUCCAUUCUGGACCCGGUCAUCAAGGUCCUCCCCCCGACGGACCUGCUCCUAGCGGCUCCCCAACUCCGACUGGUCCUCCUCCCUCGGGCUUCUCGAGUGGUUUCCCCACUGACUUCCCUGCACCCACCGGUCUCCCCUUCGACAAGCGCCAGUUACACUCGGGACCCGGCCAACAAGGGCCUCCCCACAACGGACCUGCUCCCAGCAGCUUCCUGACUUCCACUGGCACUCUUCCCUCGGGCUUCCCAAGCGGCAUUCCCAGUGGCUUCCCCACUGACUUUCCCGCUCCCACCGGCUCCCCUCAGUAA